GUGACUUCCAGAAGCUUGUGAUAGUCAGAAAAAAAAUGAAUGGUGUCAAAAUAUUGAGAUAAAAUUGGUGGAAAAAGUGAAAGAAAUUCGUGCAUUUCUGCCCCCUGGAUCACAUUUGCAUCUCAAGUGUUCUUAUAUUUAAACAAAGUUAUGCAGACAUUUGUAUUCUGGGGACACGGAUUGUCGAAUAGUUAAGAUUUUUCGUUGAGGUCGUCCCCCCCCAGAGCCCCAUUUCGCGCAGACUUUCAUUUCAUUUUCAAUCCUCGGUUACUCCGCUGAGUCGCCAAUUUCUUCUCAUUUCCGCCCACUCAGCAUUGCGCUGAAAGGGCCCCCAGUUGCAAAACAACCCUCCGCACACACACACAACGCACGAGAUUUGUGUUGACGCCCGGAUACAUCCGGACGUAAAAGCAAACCAGACAUCCCGCAGCCAAGUUUCGUCAAACAGGAAGCACUAGACAAGAUGAUUAGGCCAAAUGCACCGAAGAAGGAGAGCAAAAUGCGGAUUAGGGCAUUCCCCAUGACGAUGGAUGAGAAGUAUGUGGAAUCAAUUUGGGCAUUACUGAAGAAUGCCAUUCAGGAGAUACAGAAGAAGAAUAAUUCGGGAUUGUCAUUUGAGGAGUUGUACAGGAAUGCCUACACAAUGGUGCUGCAUAAGCACGGUGAGAGGCUGUAUGCGGGCCUCAAGGAGGUCGUAACACACCAUUUGGACACAAAGGUACGCGUGGAGGUGGAGCAGAGUCUCAACAAUAACUUCCUGCAGACACUGAAUCUAGCAUGGAAUGACCAUCAGACAUCCAUGGUGAUGACACGAGAUAUCCUCAUGUACAUGGAUCGUGUCUACGUGCAGCAACACGAUGUGGAUAAUGUUUACAAUCUGGGAUUGAACAUUUUUCGCGAUCAGGUGGUACGCUACCCACCGAUUAGGGAGCAUUUGCGCGAAACUCUGCUGGGGAUGGUGAUGCGCGAGCGCAAGGGGGAGGUUGUGGAUCACAUUGCAAUUAAGAAUGCGUGUCAAAUGCUCGUGGUGUUGGGCAUUAAUAGCCACUGGGUGUAUGAGGAGCACUUUGAGCGUCCCUUCCUGGCACAAUCGGCGGCCUUCUACAAAAUGGAAUCUCAGAAGUUUAUCUCCGAGAAUAGCGCCAGUGUCUACAUAAAACGCGUCGAGGCGCGCAUUACGGAGGAAGCGGAAAGGGCUAAAUUGUAUUUGGACAAACAAACUGAAUCCCGCAUAAUUUCCGUGGUUGAGGAUGAGCUAAUAAAGAAGCAUAUGCGCUCAAUUGUUGAAAUGGAAAACUCAGGGGUAGUGUACAUGCUGAAGAAUACAAAAUUCGACGAUUUGGCGUGCAUGUACACACUCUUUUCGCGUGUUGAUGAUGGCUUGAAGACAAUUGUGGAUUGUGUGUCGGGCUACCUGCGUGAGCAGGGGCGGAUGCUGGUGAAGGAGGAAGAAACCGGGACGAAUCCCAUUACAUACGUGCAGAAUUUGCUUGAUCUCAAGGAUCGCUUUGACCACUUCCUCAAUCACUCCUUUAACAAUGACAAAAUCUUCAAGCAAAUGAUUUCAUCGGAUUUUGAGCAUUUUCUCAAUCUCAACAGCAAAUCCCCCGAAUAUCUCUCACUCUUCAUUGAUGAUAAGCUCAAGAAAGGUGGAAAAGGGAUGACGGAACAGGAAAUUGAGACAAUUCUCGACAAGACAAUGGUUCUCUUCCGCUAUUUACUUGAGAAGGAUGUCUUUGAGCGUUACUACAAAAAUCACUUGGCUAAGCGACUCCUACUUAAUAAAUCCGUUAGCGAUGAUUCUGAGAAGAACAUGAUUUCGAAGCUAAAGACUGAAUGUGGCUGCCAGUUCACAUCGAAGCUGGAGGGCAUGUUUAAGGAUAUGUCCGUGUCAAAUACGAUAAUGGAGGAAUUUAAGACGCACGUAAUGAAUGAAGGCAUCACCCUUGCGGGCGUGGAUCUAACUGUGAGGAUACUAACAACGGGCUUCUGGCCAACACAGUCAGCCACACCAAAUUGCAAUAUCCCCAGUGCACCGCGUCAGGCUUUUGAGACAUUCAAGAGGUUCUACCUGGCGAAGCAUUCGGGGCGUCAGUUGACGCUACAACCGCAAAUGGGGACAGCCUAUAUUAAUGCAAUCUUCUAUGGUUGCUCCAAAGUGGAUGCUGAGAAUAAGGAUGGUGCAAGUUCAAGUUCCGGAAGUGGAGCUGGUGGUCCAACAACCACACGCAAGCAUGUCCUACAAGUGUCCACCUAUCAGAUGUGCGUUUUAAUGCUGUUCAACAAUCGCGAUCGUUUGACCUACGAGGAAAUUCAGCAGGAGACAGAUAUCCCGGAGAAGGACCUCAUUAGAGCCCUACAGAGCCUUUCAAUGGGCAAAGCGGGGCAAAGGUUACUCGUACGGACACCCAAGACAAAGGAUAUUGAGCCAACAAAUGAAUUCCUCGUGAAUGAUGCGUUUGUGUCGAAAUUCCAUCGUGUUAAGAUACAAACGGUGGCAGCAAAGGGAGAGUCCGAGCCAGAGCGCAAGGAGACACGCAGCAAGGUGGAUGAGGAUCGGAAGCAUGAAAUUGAAGCAGCUAUUGUACGAAUUAUGAAGCUGAGGAAAACUAUGUCGCACAACAUGCUGGUGUCUGAUGUGACGAGUCAACUGAAGGCGCGUUUCUUGCCGUCACCUGUAGUCAUAAAGAAGCGAAUAGAGGGGCUCAUUGAGCGGGAAUAUUUGGCCCGUACGCCCGAGGAUAGGAAAACUUAUGUGUAUUUGGCAUAAAAGACACACCCACACACAUUUUGAGCAAUUUUUUGUCCCUUUAGGUGUGCGCAAAUUUGUCAAUGCGGGGGGAGAAGCUAAACACACAGACAGAGUGGGUGAAUGAAAAAGUUCUUUUAUUUCGUGUAUAUUUAAAUUUCUUUUUCUCCCCCCACCCAUUUGAUGAGGAGAGUAACUGUGAAAUGAUAAAAUAUUGUCCUUAAUCGCGAAAACCUUUUUUCCCUUCAAAAAAAAAUUAAAAAUCUUUUUUUAUUCGGCCCAGUCAAAAUUUAAAUUUCUGGUUCAGAGAGAGGAUUAAACUUUGAGAGAAGUCAAUAAAUGAUUUUCAAUUAAAA
Molecule: messenger RNA, 3105 nt
Organism: Lutzomyia longipalpis
Lineage: Eukaryota; Metazoa; Arthropoda; Insecta; Diptera; Psychodidae
Gene: Cul3
Product: cullin-3
Exons: 6
Coding region: 464-2770 (768 amino acids)
Biological process (GO): ubiquitin-dependent protein catabolic process; protein ubiquitination
Cellular component (GO): Cul3-RING ubiquitin ligase complex
Molecular function (GO): ubiquitin protein ligase binding
Source: RefSeq, a predicted model, not a curated record